This is a messenger RNA of Rhinichthys klamathensis goyatoka, 2444 nucleotides long. It is a transcript of the gene bach1a, whose product is annotated as BTB and CNC homology 1, basic leucine zipper transcription factor 1 a. Gene Ontology annotation, biological process: regulation of transcription by RNA polymerase II. The transcript is spliced from 5 exons. Gene Ontology annotation, molecular function: protein binding; DNA-binding transcription factor activity, RNA polymerase II-specific; RNA polymerase II cis-regulatory region sequence-specific DNA binding. Bases 173 to 2188 code for a protein of 671 amino acids. NCBI's taxonomy places the organism in Eukaryota, Metazoa, Chordata, Actinopteri, Cypriniformes, Leuciscidae. The record is from RefSeq and is a predicted model, not a curated record.
GAUGUGUGACGCGCACUCACUGCCGCACUGUACAGUCACAUGACAGGCAUUAUGGAGCUCGUCGCUGUCAAACUUUAAUCCGUUUUUUCUUUUAGACUAGAAAAGCGAUGGACAGAGCGGAAUUUUUGACGGCUUCUGAUUUCCAGUGAUAUGUCAGCUAAACCCCUGCGUCAUGUCUGUGGAUGGCCCCCGGACCUCUGUUUUCACCUUUCAGUCCGCUGUUCACAGCCAUCAUGUUCUUCGCUCGCUGGAGGAACUGAGACAGAAGGAGCUCUUGUGUGAUGUGACUGUUGAAGUGGAGCGCAGGAGCUUUCGAGCACACUCUUCUGUGCUGGCUUCCUGCAGCCACUAUUUUUACACCAGGCUGACAAACCACAGCCGACCAAACCUCACUGUCAGCUUACCGGAUGAGGUCACUGUGGAGGGAUUUGAGCCUCUUCUGCAGUUUGCCUACACUGCAAAACUUCACUUCACGAAAGAAAACAUCCUGGAGAUCCACAGAUGCGCCGAAUUUCUUGGAUUUCAAAACCUCGAUAAAGCCUGCUUUGAAUUCCUCAUCCCAAAGUUUUCUGAUGGUGGUGGAGCCUCAAAAAAAGUGAAGGGGAAAAGCAAGAGCCAAGAAUCCAGUAAGAAAUCCCAAGCCAUCUGCAGUCCUAGUGACCAAACCCCUAAAACUGGAGAAGAUGCUCAGGAUGCAGGAACAGUCAUGCAGGCUGCAUCUGCAACAUCCUCUGCAGAAAGUCCUAAAGAUUGCCCACCGAUCUCCAAUGGCAAAGAAAUGCAGUUAGAUUUAUCCCCGCUGUACACAAGAAGCUCUUCAUAUCACAUGGGUGAUGGCCAAGACCAGUUUUGCCUGCAGAACUGUGGCCCACAGUUGCCUUCCUCUUCUGUGGUGGCCGGUGAAGUGUGUCCUUUCCUGUCCACUUCGAGCACCAGUGAUAAUGAGAAACUGCAUUCGGCUGUAGCUGGCUGUGGUGGGGACAUUUUAGCAAUGGAGGAACAAUUCCAGAAGGAACUAGCAAUGGAGGUACGUUGUGAACCACCUACUGAUAAAGACCUGAACAUAGCCAGUAUCACCGAUGGCCACUUUGACCAACUUGAAGGGUCUCUAAUGCCGCCCACCAACUGCAGCCAACUAUGUCCUCUGAAUUCUGUGGAGUCAAGCGGGGUUUUGGACGGGAUUUCCAGCGCUCCAGACAUCAGUAGCAUUGGCACCGACGACAACCAGGUCUUUGAUUCCAACAAACAAACGUUCUCUGAACUGUCCCCCAAAGAUGGCUUCACCGAACGAAGCAUAGUGGAAAGGGAAGUGGCUGAGCAUCUCGCGAAGGGCUUUUGGCCGGAUUUGAGCUCCACGUUAAAUGAGCCACUACCUUUGGACUCUAUCGACCAGUCGUCUGCUGGAAACGGCUCGGACUUCCACUGGUUGAAGCAUCUGGAUCUGGGAGCUGCGCCCGAUGAUUGUCCCUUCCUGAGGGACCUGAGCUCCACUGACAGACAGACCUCCGGGGGACACACUCUGUCCAAUGAAGACACUGGAGACAGUUCCUGCAUGUCCCCAAUUAACUCCAGGGAAAACUCUGAGUGUGAAUCGGAUGGAGACUGUGCGCAAUGUGGUAGCAGUGAACCAGUGCAGGAGGUGGAUUUGCCAUUCCCUGUGGAGCAAAUUUCCAGCAUGACCAGGAGGGCAUUCCUGCAGAUGUUGAAACGCGAGAAACUGACCCCGGAACAGCUGGAGUUUGUUCAGGAUGUGAGACGGCGCAGUAAGAACCGCGUGGCUGCACAGCGCUGCCGCAAGAGGAAGCUAGACUGUAUCUACUGGCUGGAGGGAGACAUCAAGAAACUGAGGAGCGAGAAGGAGAAAUUACUGCAAGAUCGCAACCAGCUGAAGCUCAGCUUGGAGGAUGUGCGUCAGAACCUCUCGGGCCUGUGCCAGAACCUCUGUACGGACACCUCGCCGCAGUCCGAGCAGCUGCAAGUGCUGGCCAGGUACGUCUCCUCCGACUGUCCCACCUCCAUCCUCCUGACCCCCAUGGCUUCUCCUAGCCUGGCUGGCCCAGACCGGGACGUCCCUGCGAACACCUUUCUUCCAGACACUAGUCCUGAAGGAGACACAGUAGCACUCAGGUCGCCCGCUGCCUUCCUGAAAGACACCGCUCAGAGCGCUGUUACAGAUCCAGCUCCGUGAUGUACAACAGAGUAAAGCCGCUUGGAAUGGUCUGAUAUUUCAGUUUUACUCAGGAGCUUACCUUUCUGCUGCCGUCAGUUACACUUUUGAGCAUGACUUUCUUAUUAGGAGCACUUUCGUAAUGUUUCUAAGUAUGGAUGUGACUAAAUUUGCACUAUUACCAGGAGUUUCAUAUGGAAAUGCUACUAUGCCUUUCAUUCCUUGCAUAAGGGUCAUUCCUGUUACGCCACACAUUUUAAACUUUUGAACUCUUAAA